AUGUCUAUCUCCCAAAAUUAUGUUCUCGAUCGGGUAUCUUAUACUAAACCACAAGAAUCAUCGCUUCUUCAUCGACUACGGAGCCGAUCUGAGCAAUUGGAUGAAAUUCAGAUGGCAGCAGAAAGUAUGGAUCAUCUGGCUGCCGGAAUCGAUACUACCGGCGACGCGCUCUGUUUUCUCAUGCAUGAGCUUUCAUUACCAAGGUCGAGCCAUAUACAAAAACGACUCUACGAAGAAAUCACUCUGAACCCCAAUGCUCGACUUGAUGAGCUGCCAUAUUUGGAUGCUGUCAUCAAGGAGGGACUCAGGCUAUUUCCACCGAUUCCUAUGAGUCUGCCGAGAUAUGUGCCACGAGGAGGCCGAACGAUUAGUGGAUAUACUCUACCUGAACGGUCAAUCGUCAGCUGCCAGGCAUGGUCAGUACAUCUAAUGGACCAGACAGUGUUCCCCAAUGCAUCGUCAUUCUUGCCCGAACGAUGGCUGGAAAAAGAAGGCGAGGCGGACCGAAAUCGACUGUUCUUUGCAUUUGCAGCAGGAGGGAGAGGCUGUAUUGGCAAAAAUCUGGCUUUGGUUGAGAUGAAAUUGCUUAUGCGGGAGCUAUACGGGAAGUUUACGACCAAAAUAGCCCCAGAAAUGACAAGUGACAUGUCAAUUGAUGAUCAGAUCAUCGCCUCUCGGCCCAAAGGCCAGAAGUGUCUUCUUUGUUUUGAGAAGGUGGAUGGUUGA
This is a messenger RNA of Penicillium macrosclerotiorum, 726 nucleotides long. RefSeq lists its product as uncharacterized. The transcript is spliced from 2 exons. The coding region runs from base 1 to 726 and encodes 241 amino acids. Lineage: Eukaryota; Fungi; Ascomycota; Eurotiomycetes; Eurotiales; Aspergillaceae. The record is from RefSeq and is a predicted model, not a curated record. Gene Ontology annotation, molecular function: heme binding; monooxygenase activity; iron ion binding.